AUGCCGCCCAUCCUCUCCUUCAAAAUCAUCUCGAAAUCCGUCCCGCACUCCCUCCGCGCAUUAUCAGUCAUAACCUUCCCCCCCGCCUUCCUCUUCCUCCUAAUAACCGGCAUCGCCUCCUCGCGCGUAAACCCCGCCAUCUGCAUCCUGCCGCUCUUCUUCUCGUCGCUCUGGUCGCUCUUCCUGCUCGCCAACGAGCGCACCUGCGGCUGCGCGGCCAGCGGGCUGACGGGGACGCCGAUGCACCUGCUGGUCGACCUGGCGCUCGGCAUCUGGCUGCUGGUGUGCUUGAUCGUCACGUGGGUGGUUUUCCCGCAGCGCUGGUGGCAUGACUAUGUCGGGCUGGUUAUGCUGGGGUCGUAUGGGACGGUGUUUGUUAUGUGGAAUUUUGCGGUGCAUUUAUAUUUCGUCGCUGGCCAGGUUUACGAGGCGCUUGCGCCUGGGGCUGGAGCGCAGUAUCCGAGUGCGUGUGCGCAGUGCCGGUAUGGGCCAUUCCCGCUGCGGAUACGGAUUGAGACGAGGAGUCCGGUGGUGGCGGAGGGCGGGUAUGCGCCGUUGUUGGAUGGUAGGAAGGGGAGUGUGGAGCAGGAGAGGAGGGAUGUGGGGGAUGAAGUUGUGUGA
Molecule: messenger RNA, 621 nt
Organism: Trematosphaeria pertusa
Lineage: Eukaryota; Fungi; Ascomycota; Dothideomycetes; Pleosporales; Trematosphaeriaceae
Exons: 3
Coding region: 1-621 (206 amino acids)
Source: RefSeq, a predicted model, not a curated record